AUGCAAGCUCCUCCACCUCCGUACGUCAGUCUCAACGGCGGCCAAACCACCGGCGGCCGCCCUCCGCCGCCUUACCACCGCCAGGUCCCACGGUACAACUCCUACUACCAGAAGCCGAAAUCCGGCGGAGCAAAGAGCUGUUUCCGUUGCAUUUGCUGCUGCUAUAGCUGCCUUUUCAUCAUCGUCAUUGUCCUAUCCUUCUUGGCUUUCUAUUUCUACACGAUCGAGCACCCCAAAGUCCCUUCUUACAAUGUUCAGGAUUUCGAGGUCAAAGCCUUUGACCUCACGCCCGAUUUCAGCCUCAAAACCGAGUUCCUCGUGACCGUGAAGGCCGAAAACCCGAACAACAACAUUGGGAUCAUAUACGGCCACAGCAGCUCGGUCGGGGUUUAUUAUUCAAACAGCGACCUCUGCCGAGGGAAGCUUCCGAGUUUCCAUCAGGGGCAAAGGAACACGAGCUACAUCAAAAUCGACCUCACGGGGGAGAGCCCGUUCGGGUCGGGCCUGCAGGAGGCCCUGUCUGAAAGCCAGAAGAACAAGAAAAUCCCGUUGCUCGUGAAGGUGCGGGCCCCGAUUAGCGUGGUCGUGGGGGAGUUCCCGUUGAGGCAGUUCACGGUUUUUGUGAAUGUUUCGAUGGUGGUGGAUAACCUGGCGCCCAACAAGAAAAUCAAUAUUCUGUCGAGCAAUACGACGUACGAUUACGAGUUUUGA
Striga hermonthica is the source of this 711-nucleotide messenger RNA. Lineage: Eukaryota; Viridiplantae; Streptophyta; Magnoliopsida; Lamiales; Orobanchaceae. The record is from the annotation of a GenBank genome assembly.